CCAGCCGUAGCAGCCGCCGCAGCACCUGAGCCGCCGCGGCCGUUCGCUCGGACGACGCGAUGGCCGAGGCUGGGCGCAGCCUCCAUCCCUCUGCCCGAGGCAGGGGAAGAACUGAGCGGCGCACACUCCGGCUUCUACCGCUGCUGCUUUGGCUAGGGACCGCCUUCCAGGUGACCCAGGCAGGGGAACCAGAGCUUCACGCCUGCAAAGAGUCCGAGUACCACUACGAGUACACCGCGUGUGACAGCACAGGUUCCAGGUGGAGGGUCGCCGUGCCGCACACCCCAGGCCUGUGCACCAGUCUCCCCGACCCCGUCAAGGGCACCGAGUGCUCCUUUUCCUGCAAAGCCGGGGAGUUUCUGGACAUGAAGGACCAGUCGUGUAAGCCCUGCGCAGAGGGCCGCUACUCCCUGGGCACGGGCAUCCGGUUUGACGAGUGGGACGAGCUGCCGCACGGCUUCGCCAGCCUCUCGGCCAACAUGGAGAUCGACGACAGCACCACCGAGUCCACCGAGAACUGCACUCUGUCCAAGUGGGUUCCCCUGGGCGACUACAUCGCCUCCAACACGGACGAGUGCACGGCCACACUGAUGUACGCCGUCAACCUGAAGCAGUCGGGCACCGUCAGCUUUGAGUACUACUACCCAGACUCCAGCAUCAUCUUUGAGUUUUUUGUCCAGAACGACCAGUGCCAGCCCAGCGUGGAUGACUCCAGGUGGAUGAGAACCACAGAGAAAAGCUGGGAAUUCCACAGCGUAGAGCUUAAUCGAGGCAAUAAUGUCCUCUAUUGGAGAACCACAGCCUUCUCAGUGUGGUCCAAAGUUUCCAAGCCUGUGUUGGUGAGAAACAUCGCCAUAACAGGGGUGGCCUACACGUCCGAAUGCUUCCCCUGCAAACCCGGCACGUACGCAGACAAGCAGGGCUCCUCUUUCUGCAAAGUCUGUCCAGAAAACUCUUAUUCGAACAAGGGAGAGACUUCCUGUCACCAGUGUGACCCUGACAAAUACUCAGAGAAAGGAUCCUCUUCCUGCAAAAGACGCCCGGCCUGCACCGACAAAGACUACUUCUACACGCACACGGCCUGCGACGCCAACGGAGAGACGCAGCUCACGUACAAAUGGGCCCACCCGAAAAUCUGCGGCGAGGACCUCGAGGGGGCGGUGACGCUGCCCGCCUCCGGCGUGAAGACCCGCUGCCCGCCCUGCAACCCCGGCUUCUUCAAAACCAACCGCAGCGCCUGCGAGCCCUGCCCCUACGGGUCGUACUCCAAUGGCUCCGAUUGUAGCCACUGCCCAGCUGGGACGGAGCCUGUCGUGGGAUUCGAGUACAAAUGGUGGAACACGCUGCCCACGAACAUGGAAACGACCGUUCUCAGUGGGAUCAACUUUGAGUACAAGGGCAUGACGGGCUGGGAGGUGGCCGGCGACCACAUUUACACAGCCGUGGGAGCCUCAGACAACGACUUCAUGAUUCUGACCCUGGUUGUGCCAGGGUUUAGGCCUCCACAGGCAGUGACGGCCGACACAGAGAAUAAAGAGGUGGCCAGGGUCACGUUCGUCUUCGAGACCAUCUGCUCCGUGGACUGCCAGCUCUACUUCAUGGUGGGUGCCAACUCUAGGGCCAACACUCCCGUGGAGACGUGGAAAGGCUCCAAGGGCAAGCAGUCCUUCACCUACAUCAUCGAGAAGAACGCCACCAUGACCUUCACCUGGGCCUUCCAGAGAACCACUUUCCAUGAGAUAGGCAGAAAGUACACCAACGACGUCGCCAAGAUCUACUCCAUCAACGUCACCAAUGUCAUGAACGGGGUGGCUUCCUACUGCCGGCCCUGCGCCCUGGAGGCCUCCGACCUGGGCUCCUCCUGCACCUCCUGUCCUGCCGGCAACUACAUCGAUCGCGGCUCGGGGACCUGCCGGCCCUGCCCCGCGAACACCGUCCUGAAAGCCCACCAGCCCUACGGCGUCCAGGCCUGCAGGCCCUGCGGCCCAGGGACCAGGAGCAACAAGAUCCACUCCCUGUGCUACAACGACUGCACCUUCUCCAUCGGCACUCGGAGCAGGACUUUCGACUACAACUUCUCGGCCCUGGCCAGCACCGUCUCUCUGGCCGGAGGGCCCAGCUUCACUUCCAAAGGGCUGAAAUACUUCCAUCACUUCACCUUCAGCCUCUGCGGGAACCAGGGUAAGAAGAUGUCUGUGUGCACCAACAAUGUCACCGACCUCCGGAUUCCUGAGGACGAGUCGGAUUUCUCCAAGUCCAUCACAGCCUACGUCUGCCAGGUGCUCAUCAUUCCUCCAGAGGUGACAGGCUACAAGGCUGGAGUGUCCUUGCAGCCUGUCAGCCUCGCCGACCAGCUUAUCGGGGUGACAACGGAUAUGACCCUGGAUGGAAUCACCUCCCCAGCGGAACUCUUCCCCCCGGCGUCCUUGGGGAUACCGGACGUGAUCUUCUUUUACAGGUCCAGCGAGGUGACUCAGUCCUGCAGCUCCGGGAGAUCGACCACCAUCCGAGUCCGAUGCAGUCCGCUGAAGCCCGCCCCCGGGAGUCUGUCCCUGCCCAGCACGUGCUCCGGCGGGACUUGUGACGGCUGCAACUUCCACUUCCUGUGGGAGAGUGCGGCCGCCUGCCCGCUCUGCUCGGCCGCCGACUACCACGCCAUCACCAGCAGCUGCGUGGCUGGGGUGCAGAAGACCACCUAUGUGUGGCGGGAGCCGAAGCUGUGCGUGAGUGGCAUCUCCCUGCCGGAGCCGAGAGUCACCAUCUGCAAAACGAUCGAUUUCUGGCUGAAAGUGGGCAUCUCCGCGGGCACCUGCACUGCCAUCCUGCUCACCGUCUUGACCUGCUACUUUUGGAAAAAGAACCAAAAGCUGGAGUACAAGUACUCCAGGCUGGUGAUGGACGCGUCCCUGAAGGACUACGGCCUGCCGGCCGCCGACAGCUGCGCCAUCAUGGAAGGUGAGGACGUGGAGGAUGACCUCAUCUUCACCAGCAAGAAGUCCCUCUUUGGGAAGAUCAAGUCGUUUACCUCCAAGUUGAUGAACUGUUGGGGCCUUUUAACUUCCAGAAGGAGUGUUGAACCAUCCACGUUCAGCCAGCUCCUGUCCCCAUCUCUCUUUCAGAGGACUCCUGAUGGGUUUGACUCGGUGCCACUGAAGACGUCCUCAGGGGGCCCCGACGUGGACCUGUGAGAGGCACGGCCCCGCCUGCCCGGCCUCCUCGCUCAGCACAGCACCUUGACCUUGCCAGCCUGUGGCGAUUUGGGUGCCAGCUCCCCGCGACACCCGCUGCUGGGAAUCUCUUCAUUGUGGCCUUAUUCGAAGAAGUUUGAAUUUUAGAUCUUUUGGUUUUUUUUUUUUAUAGAGAACCCACACCCUCCUCUCUGCUUGCCUCAAACCUGCCAAAUAUACCCACCCUUUCUUUGUA
Messenger RNA from Phyllostomus hastatus (greater spear-nosed bat), 3423 nucleotides. RefSeq names its product endosome-lysosome associated apoptosis and autophagy regulator 1 (gene ELAPOR1). The coding region runs from base 60 to 3188 and encodes 1042 amino acids. NCBI's taxonomy places the organism in Eukaryota, Metazoa, Chordata, Mammalia, Chiroptera, Phyllostomidae. Gene Ontology annotation, biological process: positive regulation of vacuole organization; autophagosome assembly. The transcript is spliced from 23 exons. Gene Ontology annotation, cellular component: extracellular exosome; lysosome; late endosome. The record is from RefSeq and is a predicted model, not a curated record.